CACCUAGAUGAGAAUUUGCCUUAGCCGAAGGCACAAGCUUUCCACAAACCUCAGUAAGCGAAAAGCAAAGAGUAGAGGAAACAGUAUCUCAGCACAGAUUCCAUCUUGAUUCUGCCAAACUGCUGCUGCGGCUUGAGGACUCAAGGUUCAUUCUGCUGUUACUGUUAUGGUCUCCUCUCUUUUCUCCUUUCUAUCUCCUCCUCCCCGCUCCUGCUUCACCCUUUCUUCUUUCUCCAUCCCCUCCCUUUGCCUGCUGAUUUGCCGUCCAUGGAACCAGUCCCGAAAGGGACAGAGAUGGAAGUGACUUGGUUAGAGAGCAGUGUUAGCGGUGGCAAUGUCUUCUGGGUACGUGCGCAUGGUCCAAGCAGCUGCGACUGCAAACGCUUGAAUCCUGGAAGCCCGAAAACCUGGAUUCUGCUUAGCCAGCUCUCCCUGGUACCCUCGGAGUCCUCUCAGGGUUGGCUUUGUCUUGGGAUCGCUUCAUUCCGGAAGGAACUAGAACAAGACAACCCCAAUGUGGGUCUUUCCCAGGCAGAGGCCGGAGUAAUCUCUUUCCAGGGAUCCGGGCAGUCAGCAACCAGCUCCAACUGGAAAUAGAGGGACAGGCAAGCCUGAGGGCAUUCUCGAGACCUGUAGCCGGCAGGUCAGGGGCGCGGCGGCAGCGACCUCCAGGGCUCCCCCCCUGAUAUGGCCGGAAAAGGUCGAAUUUCCUGAGCCUUGUCUGAGGCCCACACUUGGGGGCUAGGCCGCAGGCUAGCCAUUUCCAGUUGGCUAAGAAAGUGCCCCGAGUAAGACUCCAUGUCUACUGAGUGAAGGGCCUGGCCUUGGAACUCUUAUAACAGGGCCACAAGCCCAGCUUGGGCUGGAGGCGAAUGGAUUUCCCCACCAGGGCCUUGUUAAAAUACCACUCCAACAAGGACUGCCCCAACCCUGGGUUUGGAGGGGAGGGAGGGAAGGGGGUGGGGACCUAGAGAGACAGAAGUGUAGUGACACUAGUUUUUGCAUAGCCUCUAGGAGCCUGAGAAUGGCUAGGCUAAAAGGAGAGGCAAGAACAGUGUGACAGAAUUGCCUGCUGGGCGCAUUCCUCCAACUUUGCUCUCCAGGGCUCCAUAUUCCUUCUGGAAGGGCAAUGACUUAGGGCCAGUAUUUUACUUCCACAAUAGGUCAAGAGCUAGGUGUCUCCUCAGGAUGAUGGGGAAGGGGUGCCCUGGACUUGACUCUGGCCCUUGCCUUAGGGUGUAGAAGUCUUUGGUCCACAACUGUCAGCCUAUUCCCACCCCACUCACGAAAACCCAACAAGGUUCUUGAACAGCAGAGAAGGCCAGCCAGGUGACAACAAUGGAGGAGAAAACUCUGGUUAGCUCAGCUGAUGGCAUAGGACAGCGCUGGGGAUGGAGGGGCCACAAAUCAAUCUUUGCAUUUGUAGGAUUCUUUUGUAUGAAAUAUCAGAAGUAUAGCAAUAGCUAUCUUCCAGCUGUCUGGAUUACAGGCACUGAGAAGGUCGUGAAGGCACUAGGGCAACGUUUGCCAGUUUGGGGAGCCAGAUUUGAGAGAUGGAGCUACCUCCAACCGAGCUGAUUUUGUAGGAAGAGAGACCCACCCCACAGGUCCUCCUGUAAGUGGUCAAGGGGCACCGGGGACUAAAGGCCGCUUCAAUAACCGGGCUGGGGAGCACCCAAGGCGGGCUGGAGUGCGCACCAUAAACACCCCACUUGUUAACUGCGCAGAGCCCAAGGGCGCUUCCAGCGGACCCUUGCGUGGGGCUCACAUCCGAGUAGGGGCGGGGCAAACCCAGGGGCCUGCCCCCCCCACAUCAGCAACUCUGGGGCAGCCCCCACAGCUCCUGGCCUUUGGGCCAAGGUGUCAGGCGUGCGUCUUCUGGCCUAUCAAUACAGAUUACAUAUUUAUAUCAAUCGCGGGCUCUGAGGGCGCCCUCGGAGAGCUGCCCCGAGCCUACGAAACCAAACUGGGAGUGGUCGCGCGGAAUCUCUGGCUCAGGAUUGGCUGCGGGCGUCCGCCGUGGUGCGGGGGGAUUGCUAAUCGUAUUCAGCAUGUUUUGCACAAGAAAUGUCAGCCAGAAAGGGCUAUCUGCUCCCUUCGCCAAAUUAUCCCACAACAAUGUCAUGCUCGGAGAGCCCCGCCGCGAACUCUUUUUUGGUCGACUCGCUCAUCAGCUCGGGCAGAGGCGAGGCGGGCGGUGGUGGCGGUGGCGCUGGGGGCGGCGGAGGCGGUUACUACGCCCACGGCGGGGUCUACCUGCCGCCGGCCACUGACCUGCCUUACGGGCUGCAGAGCUGCGGGCUCUUCCCGGCACUGGGUGGCAAGCGCAAUGAGGCGGCGUCGCCGGGCGGCGGUGGGAGUACCGGGGGCAUGGGUCCCGGAGCUCAUGGCUAUGCGCCCGCGCCCAUAGACCUGUGGCUAGAGGCGCCCCGGUCCUGCCGAAUGGAAGCACCGGAGGGCCCGUCGCCGCAGCAGCAACCCCAGCAGCAGCCACCGCCCCCGCCGCAACCAUCCCAGCCCCCGCCACAGUCCACUUCAUGCUCUUUCGCACAGAACAUCAAAGAAGAGAGCUCCUACUGCCUCUACGACUCGGCAGACAAAUGCCCCAAAGGCUCGGCCGCCGCCUCCGAUUUGACCCCGUAUCCUCGGGGUCCGCCAUCGGACGGCUGCGCCCUGGGCGCCUCCAGCGGAGUACCAGUGCCCGGCUACUUCCGCCUCUCGCAGGCCUACGGCACGGCCAAGGGCUACGGCAGUGGCGGCGGCGGCGGCGCGCAGCAGCUGGGCGCUGGCCCCUUCCCUGCGCAGCCUCCGGGUCGCGGCUUCGAUCCUCCGCCCGCACUCGCCUCGGGCUCGGCCGAAGCGCCCCGGAAGGAAGGAGCCCUGGAUUCUCCGCCACCCCCCACGUUGGUUUGCGGCGGCGGCAGCUCGCAGGGCGACGAGGAGGCGCACGCGUCCUCGUCGGCGGCGGAGGACCUCUCCCCGGCCCCUUCCGAGAGCAGCAAAGCCUCGCCGGAGAAGGACGCCCUGGGCAAUUCCAAAGGCGAAAAUGCAGCCAACUGGCUCACAGCAAAGAGCGGCCGGAAGAAGCGCUGCCCCUACACCAAGCACCAGACGCUGGAGCUGGAGAAGGAGUUCCUGUUCAACAUGUACCUCACCCGGGACCGGAGGUACGAGGUGGCCCGGCUGCUCAACCUCACCGAGAGGCAGGUCAAGAUCUGGUUCCAGAAUCGCAGGAUGAAAAUGAAGAAAAUCAACAAGGACAGAGCAAAAGACGAGUGAUGCGACGUGGGUUGAGUUAGAAAACCGAGCAAGCUAGAGAGAAAGUGAAAGGACGGGCUGCCCCCCUUCCUCUCGCCUCCCACCCCAGCCUCAGGCCCUCGCACAAAGCUGCUCUAAACCCCAGGUCUCCCCCAAAUCCUGCUCAGGCUGGCUCCUAGGCUUUCGGCUUUGAUGGAGGAGGUAUUGUAUGCUUUCCAUUUUUUGUAAGACAAAAAAAUUCAAAAGGAGGGCAUGAUCGCUGAUGGCUGUGCGUGCUAGCUUGUAUAUACUAAAAAAAAAAAAAAUCUACCUGCUCCUGACUUAAAACAAAAGGAAAAAAACUACCUUUUUAUAAUGCACAACUGUUGAUGGCGGGCUGUAUAGUUUUAGUUAUGUAGUUAAUUUAAUUUGCUCUUUGUUGGGGUAGAUCUCUCUGCCCACAUACUUGAAUACUGUGUUUUAUUGUGGUAAUUAUGUUUUGUGACUCAAACUUCUGUGCUGGGUGGCGACCCGUUGUGUUUGUGGAAGCUAGAAUUCAAUUUAAACUCAGGUUGUUUAUGGGGGGAGGGAACAGUUGCAUAGAGUAUAGCUCUGUAGUGGGAUACCCGUUUUCUGUAAUAACUAGGCUCUUAACCUAUAAUUGUAAACUAGUGAUAAGGAUUUUCCAACGAAAUAAAAUUUGAAAAAAAGGGGGGGGUGUUGUUAGUUCUCCGGGAUGCAUAGAUUCGUGGUUUCUUCACUUUUGAAACGGAGGCAUCUUGGUCUCUAAUGCUAUAUAGUUCUGCCUUGUCCAUUGUAUAUAUAAUCUAUAUAUCAAGAAAAAAUUCAUAAUCAGAUAAGCUUGAAUAUUGUUUUUCUGUUUUGUUUUGCACCAGAGGAACAGCGAGGAAAUUCGGAGCUAUACAUAUGUGCACAUGGUUGCUACCUAUGGUUUACACUUAAUUUUAAUUGGGGAAAAAUGAAUGAUUAUUGUAAUGGAGUUAAUUUUAUUGAUAAUAAAUUAUACACCAUAAACCGCCACUGAGCUGCUGUACAUUUGUAUCCUUGAUGAAUUUUGGGUUUCCAUUGGGCUGAACAUACACUGUAUAUUUUGCAAUAGUUACCUCAAGGCCUACUGACCAAAUUGUUGUGUUGAAAUAUUUAACUUUUUGCCAAAUAAAAUAUAUUGAUUCUUUUCUAUAU
Molecule: messenger RNA, 4440 nt
Organism: Perognathus longimembris pacificus (Pacific pocket mouse)
Lineage: Eukaryota; Metazoa; Chordata; Mammalia; Rodentia; Heteromyidae
Product: homeobox protein Hox-A9
Exons: 3
Coding region: 2068-3279 (403 amino acids)
Biological process (GO): regulation of transcription by RNA polymerase II; proximal/distal pattern formation; anterior/posterior pattern specification
Cellular component (GO): nucleus
Molecular function (GO): DNA-binding transcription factor activity, RNA polymerase II-specific; RNA polymerase II cis-regulatory region sequence-specific DNA binding
Source: RefSeq, a predicted model, not a curated record